Molecule: messenger RNA, 732 nt
Organism: Brassica napus (rape)
Lineage: Eukaryota; Viridiplantae; Streptophyta; Magnoliopsida; Brassicales; Brassicaceae
Exons: 2
Coding region: 16-732 (238 amino acids)
Source: RefSeq, a predicted model, not a curated record
UCACUCAUUCAGCACAUGUUGAGAGCGGAUAAACUACCAGGCCUUGAGGAGGUGUGCUCUCAAAUUCAGAAGGAGCAGGGGUCUAUUGGAUUGUUUGGAAGCAAAGGAGAGAUGUCACUUGCAAAUCAGGCUGCGCAAACCAACUCUGAUGAAGCUCCUCAAGCAAACAAGGCCGGCUACAACAAGUUUGAAGACAGGAAGUUCAGUGGGAGUUGUGAUCAUUGCAAGAAGCAUGGCCACAAGAAGAGCCAGUGCUGGAUACUUCACCCUCAUCUGAAGCCGGCCAAGUUCUUAAAGGAGAGGGAGGCCAGAGCCAAUGUGAGUGAAGGAUCAAGUGGUGUCAACAGCAGUGGCGCCAGCACCUCAGGGAAAAGCAAGGAUGAAGGAGGAAGGGAGAGUGACGGCAAGUCCUUGGUGGCAUAUGCAGGCAAUCCAAAUCACCGAGGAGGGGAUCAAGACUACAUCAGGAGAUCAGACAUUGACUCCCUCAUCAAAAUGCUUAAGGAAAACGGUAACACUUAUGGUUAUUCCUUUGGUGCAUCAAUGAUAGUUAGGAAUGAUGAUAAUGGUCUUGAAAAACAUGGAAUUGCCAAACCAGAUCAUGCAUAUGCUAGUCUUGCUAGGACUGAUCACUCUCUCAAGUCAUCUAGUACACUUUGUCUCACGGCUAAUAGCAUAACUAAACCAUUAGUAGUUGAUUCUGGUGCAUCUCAUCAUAUGAUUAGUCACUAG